This is a messenger RNA of Sceloporus undulatus (fence lizard), 10548 nucleotides long. RefSeq names its product insulin like growth factor 2 mRNA binding protein 1 (gene IGF2BP1). Gene Ontology annotation, cellular component: nucleus; cytoplasm; cytosol. The record is from RefSeq and is a predicted model, not a curated record. Gene Ontology annotation, molecular function: mRNA 3'-UTR binding. Bases 31 to 1761 code for a protein of 576 amino acids. Gene Ontology annotation, biological process: nervous system development; regulation of gene expression. The transcript is spliced from 16 exons. NCBI's taxonomy places the organism in Eukaryota, Metazoa, Chordata, Lepidosauria, Squamata, Phrynosomatidae.
UAGGUCUUCUUAGAAGCAUCAUCACCAGCCAUGAACAAGCUCUACAUCGGGAACCUCAACGAAAACGUGACUCCAGCGGAUUUGGAGAAAGUCUUCAACGACCACAAAAUCUCCUUCUCCGGCCAGUUCUUGGUGAAAUCUGGCUACGCCUUUGUCGACUGUCCUGAUGAGCAAUGGGCCAUGAAAGCCAUCGAAACUUUUUCGGGGAAAGUGGAGCUACAUGGAAAACAUCUUGAGAUUGAACACUCAGUACCUAAAAAGCAAAGGAGCCGCAAAAUUCAGAUAAGAAACAUUCCUCCACAACUACGAUGGGAGGUUCUGGAUGGUUUGCUAGCCCAGUAUGGUACUGUGGAAAACUGUGAACAAGUGAAUACGGACAGCGAGACAGCAGUUGUCAAUGUCACCUACUCCAACCGGGAACAGACUAGGCAAGCCAUCAUGAAGCUUAAUGGACACCAACUGGAAAAUCAUGCACUGAAGGUCUCUUACAUCCCUGACGAACAAACUGUGCAGGGAGCAGAGAAUGGACGUCGAGGGGGUUUUGGAAACCGUGGUGCCCCCCGGCAAGGUUCUCCUGUGGCUUCAGGAGCACCUGUGAAGCAGCAGCCAGUAGACAUCCCCCUCCGGCUUCUUGUUCCCACCCAAUACGUGGGAGCCAUUAUUGGCAAAGAAGGUGCCACCAUCCGCAACAUAACCAAGCAGACACAGUCCAAAAUUGAUGUGCACCGGAAGGAAAAUGCUGGGGCAGCAGAAAAAGCAAUAAGCAUCCAUUCAACCCCAGAGGGCUGUUCUGCUGCUUGCAAGAUGAUCUUGGAAAUCAUGCAAAAGGAGGCAAAGGACACUAAGACUGCUGAUGAAGUGCCUCUGAAAAUCCUAGCCCAUAACAACUUUGUGGGACGUCUGAUUGGUAAGGAAGGGCGGAAUCUGAAGAAGGUGGAACAGGACACAGAGACAAAGAUCACCAUCUCUUCGUUGCAGGACUUGACACUGUACAACCCUGAAAGGACCAUUACGGUGAAAGGUUCAAUUGAGAAUUGCUGCCGAGCAGAGCAAGAAAUCAUGAAGAAAGUGAGGGAAGCCUAUGAGAAUGAUGUUGCAGCUAUGAGUCUACAGUCACAUCUGAUACCUGGUCUCAACCUAGCUGCUGUUGGCCUCUUCCCUGCCUCUUCCAAUGCUGUGCCACCUCCUCCGAGUAGUGUCUCUGGAGCAGCACCAUACAGUUCCUUUUUGCCUCCGGAGCAAGAAACAGUGCAUGUCUUUAUCCCUGCCCAGGCUGUGGGUGCGAUCAUUGGCAAGAAGGGGCAACAUAUCAAGCAGCUUUCCAGAUUCGCAAGUGCCUCUAUCAAGAUUGCUCCUGCAGAGACACCAGAUUCCAAAGUGCGAAUGGUGAUAAUCACUGGACCACCAGAAGCCCAAUUCAAGGCUCAAGGGAGAAUUUAUGGAAAGCUGAAAGAAGAGAACUUUUUUGGACCCAAAGAAGAAGUGAAGCUGGAGACACACAUCCGAGUCCCUGCCUCAGCUGCAGGGAGAGUCAUUGGCAAAGGAGGCAAAACAGUUAAUGAGCUGCAGAACCUGACGGCAGCCGAGGUGGUUGUCCCACGGGACCAAACCCCCGAUGAGAAUGAGCAAGUCAUUGUCAAAAUCAUUGGACAUUUCUAUGCCAGUCAGAUGGCACAACGCAAAAUACGUGAUAUCCUCGCUCAGGUGAAACAACAGCAUCAGAAGGGACAGAACAGCCAGACACAAGCACGAAGGAAAUAGGAAUUUGCUUUACCCCGGUGUGUGAGAGAAAAAGAGAGUGAGUGAGUGAGUGAGAGAGAGAGAGUGAGUGAAAGAGAGAGAUGGACAAAAGAAUGAACAACAUUGACAACAGAUGAAACAAAGCCAAGCAGAAAGAGUAAUGAGCUGAUGCAGAAACCUUAAGAGUGGCUGGGAAUCAGUUUACCAUAGGCGGGUAUUAGGAACUUUCUUGUAGACGGGUGACUUAACGUCUCAUGAGCCAAAGGCAGUUUUGAUUGGCUCCUCAGGCAUGCUGUGUGUGUGUUUGCAUAUGUGUGCACAAAUUACACACAGAUAUAUAUUUGAGGGGUGAAACUUGGAUCAGCCAAUAGGGAAAAAGAAUUCUAAUCCAACCCCACACUGAAAAACACUAUGCAGUAUGUCAGAUUGCCCAGAGGGGCAGGAAUGUUAACACAUGCAAUUUGCUUUGCCUUUACCAGGGAAAGGGCAGAGAAGAGGAACAUUUUAAAACCCUCAACCCUUCCUUCCCCAAUGCAAAUAGUUUAAGGGUUGAUUCAGAUAACCAAGACCACCCUAUGCCCCCAUCACCAAAGAAAGCAUUAGCUUUUACAGUUGGCAAGGGAAGGAAAUGAGCGGGACCAGAUUCUCUAGGGUGGCCUUCCCCUGCUUUUUGUCCUCCAGGUGCUUUUACCUGGCUGUCAAAAAAUGAUGGAGAUUGUAGAUUGGAAGGGCAGCUGUUUGGAGAAGGCUACACCAUGUGGUUCCAGAGAGCCUUUCAUCCUAAGUUAUCUUUGAUAAACUGUGCUGUGGCAGUGGUAAAAACCAGUGUGCUGUUGUACAAACUGGUUAUUUGGAUUUUUAUUGCAGUAGCCAUGUCUCAGUGCAUUUUGAGCUAUCUAGGAUUUUGACCUCAAUCGUGCAGUAUGUGUUGCACCAGAUAUUUGAGCUGGCAUUGUCUCUGUAUGAAAUCAACCUGAGAAUCUGAUCCAGCAGUCUGUCUCAUUUCUAUCCAGUCCCUCUUCAUGUUGUUGGCAGGUGAGGCUGUGUAUGUUAUCAGUGUGUCCAGUUUGAUUUCAAAAUGUAGCAUCUGUUCCUCUGCAGACUAGGUUCCAGAACUGAAAAUUUAGAACAACAGGCUUUGGAAAAAUUAACCUUUUUUUGACUGUAGUUCCUGGAAUCCCCUAGUGGGUAGCAUGUCCACCGACCAUGUUGGCUGGUAGGACUGUGAGAGCUGUAGUUCAGAAAAGUAAUUUUUUCAAGCUCUGUGCAAUCCACAUGUCAGUUUGUUCCAUGUUGAUAUGACAGUUAAAACUUGCAGCACUGGUCAAAAAGGAUGAAGGAUGCAUCUGGACCCAUGCACUGUCAGCUAAAUAUCCCUGCCAGAGACAAAGAUCUGACUCUAACCAUUAAUAUCUGUGUACACAUAUGUCCUUGAGAGGCUUCCUGUCACUUUAAGGAUUAUAUUUUAGCUUAGAAUUCUUUCUGUGGAGUCAUCAGGUAUCAUUUUGUUUCUCUUCUUAGAAAUCACCAACAAGCAGAUAAGGGAAAAGUUUCUCUUUCAAAUUGGGCUUGUAACCCCAAUUAUUUUAAAAAGAAACAGAGGAUGGAGGGAGACAAGGCAAUAGCUUGAUCUUUUUCAGUGCUUGGAAAAGUUACUUUUUCGACUACAGCUUCAAAAAUGAUCAUACCCACAUGGCUAGUGACCAUUCUGGACGUGACAUUGUAGGAGUCAUUAUCUUCUAAAGUAACUUUGCCAAGCUCUGGCCAUUUCUGUAUUCUCCCUCCUAGAAAAGUUAAGUAGCUCAGUUCAGAAAUGUAUACCAAACCAUGGUUUGUGGUAUCCGUUAUUUAGAACCUAAAACAUAGUUUGAAUUUCUAGACAUUUGAACUCGCCCUGGUCUAUUUUCCAUAUGUUUACUUCUCCCAUUACUGUGGUGCCAGGGCCUCUGAAAUUGGAGGAAUGGCUGCAACUCUGAUUGACACUUCAAACAUCCCCUCAAACCACAGUUUGCAAGUUCAUUUCAAAAUUUAUUAUUUUGAAGAACUGACAAAUUGCAAAGUGGAACUUGUCAAUGCGGACAACUCACGAAACUAUAGUUAACUUUCUUCAGAUUGCAGUUCUGUAGCUAUUCAUCUGGGAGUAAGUCCCAUUGAACUCAGUGGGACUUCUGAGUAGGCAAAUAAGGAUUGCACUGUUAGAUGUCGUUUGGUAUAAAUUGAGCCAAUUUCCUUGAAAAAUCUUAUUGACUAAGGAACUAAGUAUAUUCUUUCUCUCUCACAUUCACUCUCACUUCUGUCCCUUCCCAAGUGUUUUCAUUGGUUAGGCCAGGGAAAGUGUUCAAAUUAUUGGAAAAUCAAGUAAUGGAAAAAUGUCCACCAAAGGUGCAAACCCUUAACUAACAGUCCUGGUGGCAUGAGAUUUUGAACUCUGUUGAACAAAGACAGAAACGGUGGCAUAUGUGUUGUAAAAAAUUAUGAUAUUCAUGAGAUAUCAAGCCACCAAAUUCAGGUUUUUUUCAGCUAACCCCACCCCCCUCACUUUAAGCAUGAGUUGGAUCCAGAGGAGUUUUUCUCCAAUGAUAGAAGCUUCUGCAAAUCUGUCCCAAGGUAUUUUGGUCUUGGUCUUGGUUUGAUUUUUAGUAUGAGGCUCACAUACUUAGUCUUUUCUCUAUUUAGGUCUUAUAAAAUGCAGUGUUGCAAACCAGAGUGCAGGUAUGCUCCAGAAAUUUUAAUGUUUUUAAUUGAUUUUUUAAAAAGAAUGAGUAAGGUAAUUUCACCAUAUUUUUUUAGAAAACUAUUUUCUUCCAAAGCCCCUCUCUUCAUUUUGCAGGUUUACAUUUUGAGGUAGUAGUGUAGACCACAGCAGAAUCCCUGUCUCAAACAUGCAUAUCUCUAUACAUACCUCUAAAACAUCAGUGUUUUAGAGCUACGGAUUUCUGUGUCUGCCCGAGGUUCAUGAUCUGAGCAUUCAACAUUCAUAAAGCAAUGUGACUUAGCAUAUGUAACAUCCACACCUAGAGGCUUUAGAUGGAGCGAGCAGAUGUGGAUUGCAACCUAAGACUUCAAUCUAAUCCACACUGCAGAAAUAAUCCAGUUUGACACCACUGUAACUGCCUUGGCUCAGUGCUAGGGAAUCCUGUGAAUUGUAGUUUGGUGUGGCACCAGAGCUCAACUACAGUUCCCGUAAUUCCCUAUCAUUGAGCCAGGGCAGUUAAAGCCGUCUCAAAACUAGAUUAUUUCUGCAGUGUGGAUUGGACCUUUGUUGUUCAUAUAAUGUGUUUGUUCCACUCAGUCCUGGCCUGUCACUGCUGAACAGCCAUUUCCUCCCUGCCCAAUUUUCAGCUGAAGGAAGCCACAGCCAUCACCUCUAAUAAUGACUCCUUGCUGUUACUUUUGCUUGGAAACAUUACAUUUUAAAACUACAGUUCCUCGAAUCUUCCAGACAGCAUAGCUAGUGGGCAGUCUGCGAGUUGUAGUUCAAAAACUAACUUUUCCAGGCUCUGGUACACUUCUAUGGACAUAUACCAUCCAGUGCUACAAGGCAGAUCCUGGAAAUGUUACUGUUCAAAAUAACAUUCCCAUGCUCUGCCUUCUAGCAUCUGAUGGUGUAUGCACAGAGGAAGUCUUGCAUAGAGAUGGAGGUUGCCCUCAAGAUAUUUUGGGGAAACGUGCCAGUUGCUUCUUUCUGCCCUUGGUUGCCGAUUCCUGAAGCUACCUCUGUAACAUGCGGCCAUUACCUUUUACUAAACCGGCAGGAUUAUUAAUGGCUUGAUUUUUGUGAAUUGGUGAGGUUGUUGGGCAGGGUGUCAAAUUAUUUGAAAAUCUUGUUCAGAUAUCACUCAGAUCUCUUGCCCUCUACAAUCUUUAAUGUGAAGACCAUAGGCUGUCAGAUGGAGGUAUCUAAAGUCCCUUGUGUUAAGCAACAGUCUCCUAGAAUGGACUGGGCUUCUAUGAAUUUCAGAGGGUUCUUUUUCCCAUCAUAGUGUUUGCUGCUGGACGUCAUUGCAAAGGGAAACGCCAGUUGGUGAACUUCCUUUCGAAUCCUUAAAGAGGCAGAAGCUCUUGUCAUUUUAGGUAUAACGUUCUCCUACCUUUAUAGGAACCUCAUAGAUAUACCAAAAAGAAGAGAUGUUUGCCUUGAUCCAGAGGAUGCUAGGAGCUGUGUGCAUGUCAAGUGUUUUGGGAAUGGAAUUCACAGCACAGGUGAAUAUGUUGCUUAAGGAGCAUUGUGAUCUUAUUUGCUCAUUCCACUGACUCCUCUAUGGAACAGGUUUUUCUCCAUUCAAAUGGGAACGAAGAAUGGUGCAUACAGUGGCAUUAUCUGGAUCAAGACAAAUGACUUCCUGAUUGAUCAUAACUACCUGUUUAAAAUGGCUGAUCUGGGGACUUACAGUGCAAUCCUACACAUUGAACAUUAUAGUUCAGUUGAACUUAAUUCCUAUUAAGUGUGUAUAGGAUUUCACUGUUGAGGGCCUGAUCCCAAGGUUAAAAUUCCUGCCAGGGUAGUAUAGUAAGCAUCCUAAUGUAUAUUUAAAAAAACAAACAGGGAAGGAGAGAACUUGCCUCCAUAGAAACUAAAUAUUAUGUUUUAAAUUAGUACUUAUAUGGAUGUUUGGAUUACUUUUGAGGGACUGGAAGGAGGAAAUAAAGGGGGGUUUAAAAUGAAACUGAAAGUAAUUUCUUGCAAAUUGGUUUUAUUUCAAAUGACUAAAUCCCCCCUUCUUAAUUUUGGCAAAAAAAAUCUGCCACAAGAAUAUUGAGUGUCUUUAUGAGGCGAUACCAAAUAUAGACAUCGGAAGAAUGUAAUGUGGUUACUGGUCCCAGUCACUCUUACAUGAAUUUUUAAAAGAAAGAAACAAUGUUUUAAAAAUAUAUACAGUGGAUUUGUAUUUUGUGGAGGACCAGAAUUGUUUGCCUGGCAGCCUGAACACAGGACAAAGUUUCGUCUCUGCGUUAAAAUAGGCUUCAGUCUAGUUAAUCUGCAUUUUCCCUUGUGGAUUUUUUCCUCCAGGAUACACCAGAGAGCUUUGAACUCAGAUAAAUCCAAUACUAAUCAUUCUGUAAUUUGGAUUUAAAAUUGAUCUGCUUUACUAUUGUCAAAAGUACAUGGUGGUAUCUCCUCCCCUCCCCCUGGAAAAAAAAUCAUUAAAGCCUGCAAUAUCUACAUGAGCAUUGGCAUCAGCAAACUGAGUGGCAUGGCUCUUUUGUGAUGCCAAUGCACUUGCUUCCAGGAGUUCAACUCCCAAAUUAGUGUGUGAAUCUGACUGAAUAAAGUGGAUCUUCCAGGUAGAGUGUGCAGAGGAAUUACAACUUUAUUUCCAUUUGAUGCACCUGCUGCUGUUUCAAAUUAAAAGAGUAGGACAAAGUAUCAAGACACACAUGCAGAUAAUUUGGGGGUGGGGGAGAGGUACUGGUCAAGUAAAAGAAAGUGUCAUGUCUGUGCCAGGUUGUUUGAGUGGUGGGAAUGGAUAGAGCUUAGAAAACUUACUUUAAGGGCUACAGUUCUCUGGCUUAACUGCUGCAUGGGUUUGGCGUGUAGUAGUCCAAAAAGUAAUGCUUCCAAGCUGUGGAAAUAGGCAACUACUAGCCCAAAGUGAUUGUUUUGAACCCUGGUAAGAUGGCAGACCAUAGAGUCUUGUUAAAUUGAUGAAAAAUUCAUGUCAGAAGGUUUUGAUACCACUGGGAAGCUGCUAUAACCAUCCUUUUGAUUAUAGUAUGGCUAUUCUGGAGUGAAUGGAUUUCUGGGUCUCAAGCUCUCAUAUUGGGAAUCAGUUUCUGUUGAGAUGAUUGAACAUUGGCCUAAUGCAUAUAUUUCAGACUAGCCAAAACUUGAUGGCUGAUGAUCUCAGGAUCAUGUUUUUAUUGUAACAGAUCAAAUUUUUCCAUUAGAAGAAGGGUUGUAAAUAAGAACCUCACAGGGCAAAGCAACCCUCUUCACAUUGAAAUUGAAAUAUAGAGAUGUAUUUAUACCCACAUUUAUAUCGUAGCAGAGACAAGACUUUUGUUCUGAUUGUAUACCCUGGAUGUCCAGGUUUAACCAAGAUCAUUGAGACAGGGUCAGUUUGUCUCUUUGAAAAAGCCUUGGGAUCCGGGUUUGUGCUGUCUGACACCAGGGCAAUGAAGUUCCAAAGUAUUUCCAUGUGCCUAAUACUCGAGUGAAAUAUCUAUGGGUUUAGACUGAAGCGGCUGCAUGGAUCUUGCUGUUUUACUCUGAAGCAGUUACUGCUCUUUUUAUUCCUUGCAACCACGGGAUGUGUGCAGAAAAGGUCAGGCAUUGCUGUGUGCUUUUAAGGGAAAAGAGGAAAGAAAAAAGAAAUGAGAGAAAAAUAGGGGGGGAAAGAAGCUACCUCAAGGUAUGAACUUACCUCAGCAAUUGUUUUGUUUUUGGGCUUGCUGAUAUUUUAUAUAAAAGCUGAUAGUCUUGAAUAUUUUAUUUUUUUAAUGAAAAGAGAAGUUACGUUUCAUAAUUUCUUAUGAGCCAGAAAUUGUUAUGCAGGUCAGUAGUGUUAUGAGCUCUCUAUGGAGAACGACAGAGACUUUCAGACGUAGCGGAAAAGAUGGCAGAUUUCUCUCACCCACCCACCCUCACACCAUCCCAAAAACAGCAGUUUAAUUUCUGUCCCUUCACUUCAAGAAUUAAAUGAUAUAAUUGUGCACUGGAAGAAUCUGGCCGAUUUAUAACUUGCAUGUAUUAUUUGCAGUGUCCCAAGUUUUUAAAAUCCAUGUGAUAAUACAGUCUUCACAAAAGAUAUGUAAAUGAUACACACACAAUUGUAGUGUAUGGAUUGGCUUGAGUCUAAGUAUACUUAAUUUAGACAUUAGGGUGAGUUUACUUGAUCAGCUUAGGUGAAUGUCCUUUUUUGGAUGCUUACCCAGAUUGAAGCGCAGACCUGUUGUUUUCUCUAUAUUUGGAUAUCCGUGGUUUCUCAUUUGGUAUAUUCUAAAACUGGGAUGAUUUUUAUCACUAGUGUUGUUAAAAUGCUGUUUGCUCAGAUAAUGACACUAUAGCAACAAAAUCCCUUCAAGACAGCCGAUCCUUUGUUUGCUCUUUACGAUAGGGAGAGAGUUAUCUCUCCAGCACCAUGAGAUCAGACCAUAUUUUUUCAUGUUUGCAAGAAUUCAUAUUAAAGAACAACCAGAGAGGGGGACAGAAAAUAGCAUCCUUUGAUCGUCUAAACUCAUCCUUCACUACAUUGAACUCAAAUCAAGUUAAGUAUGUUUAGGAUACUCAGAAGCCACCUUAUGGGACUGCUUGAUGAUGAGUUAUAAACCACCUUUUGAAUCUCAGUCAAUACUUGACCUUGUAAAUAUUUGGCCCUCUUUUCCGCUAUGGUGCUGUGAAAUAUUUUACAAAGAUUACCUCAGUUUUACUGAGGAGAAACAGACCAUUUUUUAAAAAAGAAAAGAAAUGGGAGCCAAAUUUUGGUGUGGCUUUUUGUACAUUCUCAAGGACAAGAUGCAACACUCUUUGAAAGGUCCAUGGGUUUUGUUUUUAAUAUAUAUUUUUUAAAAGUUGCAUUUGCUAUAUUAUACUUUAUUGCACUUCGAGCAGAUAACCCUCUCUGAGUGUACUUUGUCAAAGGUCAGUGGUAGUAAAAUCAAUUCACAAGAGGCUAACUUGGCAUUGAUCCUUGCCCAGAUCACUUUCACCCAUAUAUGUAUGUAUAUGAGAAAGGGAUUCAUUGUUCUUGAGAGAUGCUGUUGUCAUACCUUUUAAUGUAUACUGUUCUUUUUUAAAAAGCGAGUAUCCCUUUUCUGUAGAAAUUGGAGGUUGAUGGGGGAGGUACAGAAACCCCAAAGCCCCUGAUUCCAGAACCAUUAAAAUGUAUCAGGUUUUCCCUUUGACGACAAACAGAGUUAACCAUAUGGGUUUCUAAUCUGCUUUUCCUGGCUGGGAAACACUGAUGCAGCCCCCGAUUACAUUUGUUUUGUGGGUGUGGUUUAGGCCCUUUAUAAGCAUAGAAAGUUCUGAGAUUCUAUUAGGAAAGAAAACCAGAAAUAGAUUAUAAAUUGGGAAAAGAAUAAGAAGAGUGUAUUUCAAAUUAACCGAUUGCUCUUUUCCAUUCAGAAAAUUGGGUGAGUGUUUGUGGGAGGGGGAUCUAGUUGCUUCUUUAAAAAAUCUCUUGACUUCUCUUGCUUUUAAUACAGACUUGCAUAAAUCAGUUCUUUUAAAUAAUUAUUAUUCAGACAUCAGCCAUUGCAAGUAAGGUGCUUUUUUGACAGCAAGCAAUAUAUUUGGUGUUUGGUUCUAAUUGUAUCCUUUAAAGGGGUGGAUGAAAAGACAUUUUCCCCACCUCACCCCCAGUGCUAUUAAAAAUCAAAUGGUUACUGUGCUCUCGCUCUUAAAAUUUCCAUUUAAAUAAGUAAAAGUUGGGGUGGAGCUGGGGAUCUCUGGCAUUUUUCAGAUAAGCAUAAGGUUAUCUGAAUAAGCAUUGCAGAUAGGCCAUUUCAAAACCCUGACUUCAGUGUUGAAAUUGUUGGCAUUGUAGAGUUUUUUGGAGUGACAGUUUCCAUAGUCCUCCAGGCUGUGUGACAGCUGCUGGUCAUGGUUGCUGGGGGAAAAUUAGGGUUGUCGUCCCCCAAAGUAACAUUUCUAAGCUUGUACAAGCUACUGAUGUCCAUCUGAAUUAUACAUGCAGCUGCUGUUAACUAGUGGUAGAUGCAUUAGGUUUUAAGAUCUUAUUUAGCUAUCAGGGAUAGGAGAUGACAGUGACUAGUAGAUAUUGCAGUGAUGGAUUGCUGUCCAAAAACUGACAAAAAUAUUAAGAGCAUUUUGUUUCGUUUGUUUUCAGACUUUUUUUUUAAAAA